AUGCACGAAUCCAUUCAGAGUGAGGAGAACACCAAAGCCAUUGUUGAGGAGCUUGAACAAGACCACAGCGUUGUUGUUGGAUUGUUGGGAGUUGAUGGUGGAUGGUUGAUGGAGAUUCAGGAACUAGCGGCGGCAAAUUUGUCGAAGACAAAUGUUGUUGUUGCCACUUUGAUCGAAGAGCCAAGGCGGAGGAGGCUGAGCGUCUUAGUCAUGAAUACUGGUUGCUGGCUUCAGACCUUGCCCCGCUGUGUAAACCUGCUCUCUUUUGAAUAUAAUAUCUUCAUCUUCCCUCCCGAACUCUUUCAAAGACAUCGUCUCGGUUUAAACGGUUCAAUAUUGGUUGAAGAUUGUUGA
Paracoccidioides brasiliensis Pb18 is the source of this 354-nucleotide messenger RNA. RefSeq lists its product as uncharacterized. The transcript is spliced from 2 exons. The record is from RefSeq and is a predicted model, not a curated record. Bases 1 to 354 code for a protein of 117 amino acids.